This is a messenger RNA of Drosophila elegans, 2274 nucleotides long. RefSeq names its product solute carrier family 22 member 13. Gene Ontology annotation, molecular function: transmembrane transporter activity. The transcript has 5 exons. The record is from RefSeq and is a predicted model, not a curated record. Gene Ontology annotation, biological process: transmembrane transport. The coding region runs from base 426 to 2150 and encodes 574 amino acids. NCBI's taxonomy places the organism in Eukaryota, Metazoa, Arthropoda, Insecta, Diptera, Drosophilidae.
AAAUUCAUUAAGAAAAUUAACGCUUCGAGCAUUCGAGUGCCAGAGUUAGCCGACUGUCUAUAGACCCCACUGCGACAUUGGCGUCAGUUGCCAUUUGAUUCUCGGCCGAUUGAGACGCGAGUGCUCCAAGAAGAAAAUCGGGCCGGGACGUGCGAAUUGGAAAGCUGCCUUUUACGAACGGACCAGCAGAAACCCAAACGCGUGCAUAAUUUUUAUUGCCGCUUAAUUAAUUUAUAUUUAUUUGUAUGCAAUCAAAUGAACAAACAGCGAAGCGACGUCGCGAGUUAUAAACUGUGUUGUGAAUGAAAGAAUAAUUAACGGAAAUAUUUGGCUGUUUGUGGUUUUGAAAUAGUGAUCGUGGAAAAAAGUAUAAGUGAUCUUUUGCUGGAUUUAGAAUGUUCCAUUAGAGAGGCGCCACUGGAGCCAUGGUCAACCGUUCGCCAGCCCGAGGUGGAGAAUCCACUGUCCCUCACAUUAUCCCCAAUGAGAUGGAGAACGAACUGGACAGGAGGAUGGUAUCAGCACCACCUGCAGCACCUGCGAGUAGCGAUGUCAUCGGGGAUGUCGUGGGCGACUUUGGCAUCUGGCAGCUGAGAACCAUCCUCAUCAUCUUCCUGUGCAAGAUCCCCGCCGCCUGGUUCAUGGCAUGCAUCAUCUUCACCGGACCGGAGCUCUAUCCCGGCUCGGAGUUCGCCUGCGACACCAGCUAUCUGGUUACCAGCAGUAACUCCAGCUUCAGUGUUUCGGACAACCAGUGUUAUGUCCUGGAGGAAUCAUCUGGAGUUAGAAGCGAGUGCCAGCAGUUCACCUACGACUCCAGCUUCGACUCCCUGAUCAUGCAGUUCAACCUGGUCUGCCUGCGGGACAUUUUCGUGGCCUGGACUCAGUACUGGCAUCUGUUUGGGGUGCUCGUGGGCGGCGUCAUCGGCACCAAGAUGAUGCUGGCCAUCAGUCCGAGGAGCACUUAUUGCGUGGGCGCCAUUGCCCAGAUCGGGUGCGGAGUGGUCACUGGAUACGCCAGGGAUUUCAGCCUGCACUGCGCAUUCCGCUGCCUCUCCGCCGUCUGCUGUGCGAUCAUGUUCACAGCUGGUCAGGCAAUAUUUGCCGACAUCACGGCGGGAAUGCAUCGCAUUGGUGCCAUCAUUCUGUACGACACCUUCUGGUCCAUUGGAGUCAUCCUGCUGCCCGGCCUCUCCUCGUUCUUCAACAACUGGUCGCUGAUCUAUGUGGGGAUCACGUUCCCCACUGUCAUGCUGAUAGUGCUGCUCUACUGGACCCCGGACUCGCCCCGCUGGCUGCUCCGGCAUGCCGUGGAUCGAUUCUCGAUCGACCACGUGGAAGAGAUGGUGCGCGAAGGAGCAGCGAUCAAUGACCGCACAUUCAAGAUCCCUCCGGACUUUCGACUUCAGUUGGAGCAGCUGAGUGAGCGGCUGAAGGCUCAACCUCCACCCGCACCCUGGCGGGAAUUGUGGAAGGGAAAGCGUGCCAAGACACACAUGGUGGCCUCCCACCUGGCACUGGCGUUCUUCGUGAUCAACUUCAUGGGCAUGCUGCUCAACAUACGGUCGUUCGGAAGGAACUAUCUGGUGCCAAACACCAUCGCUAUGGGCUUUUCGGAGAUCAUUGGAUGCUUCCUGGCGCUUCACUUUACCCUCAAGCACAACAAAUGGAAGUGGCAAUGUGCUGGGGUCUUUAAUAUAUUAGCCGGAAUCCUGGGCUGCAUGGGCUGGAUCUUCACGAAUGCUGACUCGAUGGAUGCUGAUCUGAAAGUCAGCCUGUGGAUGAUCAUCGCCACCAUCCCGAAGGCGGCUGUCUCGUGUGCCCAGUCCAUGAUCCUGGCCUGCAUGAACGAGCUGAUGCCGGCGAACAAGAAGCAGCUCUUCGUCUUUUCCGUGGUCACCUGGGCCCGGGUAUGGCUCCUCUCGGCCCCGUUCUUCAAUGUCCUGAGGAAGAUCGACACGGCCAUGUCGUUGACCUCGUACUGUGUGUUCAGCAUCUUGGGCGGAAUCUGCACCACCCUGCUCCUCACGCCCAGGACGAGUGUGGCUCCGAUCGUGGCUCAGGUGGAAGCGAAUGACAAGAAGGAGCAAUCCCCCCUAAACGCAGCCGUUUGGACCGUCGAAUCCGAUGUGAACAAUACUCGAUUGUAGGCGGAGGGGAUCGCAGUGCUUUGCCAACCAAUAGCCUUUGUAUUAGUCAGCUAAUGAAACAACAUUCUUCUGUGAUUAGGUUAAGUGAACUGUUAUUUAAAAUGCCUGAAGUUAAACUACAGAA